GUAUAUUUUUUUACAUAUAUUUUUAAAGACAAUUAUACUGUAUAAAAAUGGGUUGUCCAGCGUGUUGUAAAGAUUGCAAAUGCACUGCAGCUAAGUGCGGAGAUGGCUGCCCCUGCGAUCAGCAAUGCAAAUGCAAUUGCAAGAGCGGUGCCAAGGACAACUGCUGCAAGAAAUAAAUUCGUUGGACUAGCGAACUUUGAAAAUAAAUGUCAGCCGCUAAUGGAAAAUUGAAUAAUUGAGCUCCAAAACGGAGAUGAAUAAAGCAAAAACAAAAACA
Bactrocera neohumeralis is the source of this 277-nucleotide messenger RNA. Its product is annotated as metallothionein-4-like. Gene Ontology annotation, molecular function: metal ion binding. The record is from RefSeq and is a predicted model, not a curated record. Lineage: Eukaryota; Metazoa; Arthropoda; Insecta; Diptera; Tephritidae. The coding region runs from base 48 to 176 and encodes 42 amino acids. The transcript is spliced from 2 exons.